UGCUCAAUUUUUCAAUGCUUCAUCGUCAGCCAAUGCAUUCGUACCGUCCUAUUAAUAAGAAGGGCCUUGUUUCCAACUCAACUCUCUCUACCUUUCACCCUAAGUUUUCCUUUUGCAAACGACAGCUUUCAAAGCUCUUUUAUUGGCUCUAAGUCGAAGCUGAUUGGCUUUUGGGCAGAGAUUACUCUAUUACUUGAACCUCUUGGGGAUUCCGUCAUUGCUCUUAGAAGAAGAUUAAGCUUUCUUAUUCGACAUAUGCAUUUUUAAAGAGAUGGCUUCCCAUGAGCAUGAUUCAGAAAUUAUUCAGUGGGGUCUUCGUCUACUUGAUGGUGAUCCAGUUUAUAAUUCUUCAUACUACUACGGUGACAUGAUACAACACAAUGCUAAUGGUAUCUACCAUGAAGAGUAUGUCAGAAGUCAUUAUGAUACAGAAUCAAACCAUGUGGAGAAUGAUGAGAUCAUUGCACGAACUCUUCAAGAGGAAUUUUCACGACUAUCUGUAACAGAAGCCUCUGAAUACUCACAUGCAGGAGAAGCACAAGCACAAGCAUCCAUUCUUGCAGAUGAGUGGCAUGGUGUAUCUACAAGGAAUUAUUGUUCAGACCAUGAUUAUGGCCAGGAAGAAGCUUCUAGUUUAUGUUCUAGCCCUGGUAAUCAUUUGGAGCUAACUGAUGAAUGUGCACUUGAUGGUGAAGUAGACUGGAGCUUGAAUCCCGUUCCUCAUAUUCCUAGAAUUAAUGGAGAAAUUCCUUCAUUUGAUGAAGCGACUUCAGAUCAUCAAAGGCUACUUGACAGACUGCAGAUAUAUGGCUUCCUUGAACACAAGGUUGAAGGAGAUGGAAACUGCCAGUUCCAUGCUUUAUCAGACCAAUUGUAUCACACACCUGACCACCACAAGUACGUGAGAAGCGAAGUCGUAAAUCAGCUGAAGUCUCAUCCUGAGAUUUACGAGGGAUAUGUUCCCAUGGCAUAUGAUGACUAUUUGGAGAAGAUGUCCAGGAAUGGUGAGUGGGGUGACCAUGUUUCAUUGCAGGCAGCUGCUGAUUCGUACGGGGUGAAAAUUUUUGUCUUGACUUCUUUUAAGGAUAACUGUUGCAUAGAGAUUCUUCCCAAUAUCCAAACUUCAAAACAAGUUAUUUAUUUGAGUUUCUGGGCAGAGGUGCAUUACAACUCAAUUUAUCCUCAAGGAGGUUCGCUCUCAAGUGAGUACAAAAAGAAGAAAAAGUGGCGGAUAUUUGGGAAUAAACAUUAGGAAUGUUUGGAUGGCAUUAGGCACAUUUCUCCUCCUGUUAUUGCUUAAACCAUGUAGAUUCGUGGUUCAGGACCUGCUCAGAUCUCAUAUUUUUGCUCUUCCAAUGUUCGUCCAGGCUGGAAUAUCUCAUUAAAACAGAGUUGAAGGGGUUUCAUUGAAUCUUCUUCGGCCUUCAGCUUAUUGUUUUCUUCACGUGUAGCUUGGCCUGUUCAGUAGAUUUGGAAUGUACAAAGAUAUUUCAAAUAAUUAAAAUGAAUUCUUUCCCCCAAAAAAAAAAGAAAAAAAAAGAGAUACUCGAAAUGAAUGUAUCAGUAUCAUGGAAAGUAUUCCGUAGUAUAGGUAUGCUUUUAUAGGAACACAAAAGUGAAAUAUAUGCUUCAUGGUCUAUGCAAAAAUUGUGUAUAAUUGGCAGUGUCAAACGGAAAGCACAAUUAUUUUGCGGAAAUAUUGUGACGCUGUAUAUUGACAUAUAGUAUAUGGUUAAAUUCAGGAUUUUUGUUGGAGAUAUAGAGAUGGGAACUAAGGUUUUGAUAACCUUUCGGUCAUUUAUCUCGUACAGUUGAUUCGUUUGUUUGGUCAAUAGUGAAAUAUAUGCGCUUUGCUUGAGUA
Prunus mume (Japanese apricot) is the source of this 1861-nucleotide messenger RNA. The record is from RefSeq and is a predicted model, not a curated record. NCBI's taxonomy places the organism in Eukaryota, Viridiplantae, Streptophyta, Magnoliopsida, Rosales, Rosaceae.